Molecule: messenger RNA, 3801 nt
Organism: Cyclopterus lumpus (lumpfish)
Lineage: Eukaryota; Metazoa; Chordata; Actinopteri; Perciformes; Cyclopteridae
Gene: naglu
Product: N-acetylglucosaminidase, alpha
Exons: 6
Coding region: 348-2603 (751 amino acids)
Source: RefSeq, a predicted model, not a curated record
UAAACAUUUGUUCUCGUUGGUGUUUUUUCAGGAGUGAGCAUCCAAUGAGUUUUCACAAUGUGCUUUUACAUGAUCACAUGACAUCAAGCCUGUACCUGAAAUCAGACCACUUCUGUAAUAUUACCAUCACGUGACAGACUGGUCACAUGACAAACCUCGGAGGAAUUUGUUUUCUCGGAACUGCGUCCUCUGAUUGGCCGUGAAUUACAAUCGAGGAAGCCGAUCUCUCUCUCUGAUUGGCCAGCAGACGCGACGCUUCCUGGUUAUGUGCAAAUGAAGAAAUAAAGUUGUUUUUAAACCUGCGUUCCGGUGGGAAAGUCUAGCUUCACUUGACCGGGGGAUUCGAAAUGUCACCCAGAAGCAGCUGUGUCCCGGUCCUGGUCGUCGUGUUCUGUCUUUUUGUGACUGCCUUUUGUACAUUUCCCACUUUGGACCACAUCAAGCCGAAAGCCAGCGACAAGGCGCAGGGCAGAGCGGUGGUCGAGCUGCUGAAGCGCCUGCUCGGGGCCAGGUCCAGGGAGUUCAUCGUGUCGGUCAACAGGAGCCUUUCCAACGACAGCCUGGACGUGUGCGAGCUCAGGUCCACGAAAAACAACAAGAUAGUCGCGACGGGCAGCACCGGAGUGGCCGUGGCUUCCGGCAUCUACAACUAUAUGAAAUACUUCUGCAACUGCCAUGUUUCCUGGUCCGGUGACCAGCUGGACAUGCCUCGUCCUCUGCCAAGGCUCACGGGCGUCCUGCGCAUCAACACGCAGCACAGAUUCAGGUAUUAUCAGAACGUCUGCACUUUUAGCUAUUCCUCCGUGUGGUGGGACUGGCCAAGAUGGGAGAGAGAGAUCGACUGGAUGGCACUCAAUGGGAUCAAUCUGGCUCUGGCUUUCACCGGCCAGGAAGCCGUGUGGCAAGAGGUUUACCGGGCUCUCGGGUUGAACCAGUCGGAGAUUGAGGAGUUCUUCUCGGGCGCGGCGUUCCUCGCCUGGAAUCGCAUGGGCAACCUUUUCCAGUUCGGUGGGCCUCUGCCACAGUCCUGGCACGUGAACCAGCUCUACCUCCAAUUUAAAAUCUUGGCGCAAAUGAGAUCCUUCGGCAUGAUUCCUGUGCUGCCGGCCUUCUCUGGGAACGUUCCCAAGGGGAUCCUCAGGCUGCAUCCAGAAGCCAAUGUAACCAGAUUGGGGCCCUGGGCUCACUUCAACUGCAGCUACUCGUGCGCCUGCAUCUUAGACCCUCGCGACCCACUUUUCCUCCGGAUCGGUUCCCUCUAUCUGUCCCAGGUGGUGAAGCAGUUUGGUACAGAUCACAUCUACAACACUGACACCUUCAAUGAGAUGAGUCCACCGUCCUCUGACCCCGCCUACCUGUCUGCAGUCAGUCACUCUGUCUUUGCCUCAAUGACUGCAGUCGAUCCUCAGGCAAUUUGGCUGAUGCAAGGCUGGCUGUUCUUCAAUGACGCAGCGUUCUGGAAGCCGGCUCAGAUUCAGGCCCUGCUACACGGAGUGCCCCUCGGAAGAAUGAUCGUGCUGGACCUGUUUGCAGAGACAGAGCCAAUUUUCUCCUACACCGAGUCUUUCUACGGACAGCCCUUCAUCUGGUGCAUGCUGAACAACUUUGGGGGCAACAGUGGAUUCUUUGGUACAGUGGAGAGCAUCAAUUCAGGGCCCUUCAAAGCCUUACAUUUCCCAAACUCAAGCCUGGUGGGCAUUGGCAUGACGCCGGAGGGCAUCGAGCAGAAUCCUGUGAUGUACGAGUUGAUGAGCGAGCUGGCGUGGCGCAAGGAGCCCGUCAACUUGUCCAAGUGGGCGUCGCUGUAUGCGAUCCGCCGCUACGGCAGCACGCAGGAGAACCUGAUCGCCGCAUGGAGGCUCCUGUUCGCCAGCGUGUACAACUGCACGGUGCCACAUUACCGAAACCACAACCAUAGCCCACUGGUGCGCCGGCCCUCUUUUCGCAUGAAUACGGAUGUCUGGUAUGACCCAGCUGCUCUGUACAAAGCCUGGAAGCUGAUUAUCGAGGCCGCGCCAUCCCUCAUGUCCAAGGAGACUUUCCGGUACGACCUCGUGGAUGUGACGCGGCAGGUCCUACAAGUCCUGACGACUUCCUUUUACCGGGAUAUCGCAGACGCCUUCCAGAACCAUAAGCUGCCAGAGCUGCUGACUGCAGGCGGUGUGCUGAUCCAUGAUCUCUUGCCUGAACUCAAUCGUUUGCUGAGCAGCGACCGCAACUUCCUGCUGGGGACGUGGCUCGAGCGGGCCCGAUCCCUCGCCCUCGAUGAGAAGGAGGCACAGCUCUACGACUUGAACGCCAGAAACCAGCUGACCCUGUGGGGUCCCAGUGGUGAGAUUCUGGACUACGCCAGCAAAGAGUGGGGAGGUCUGAUGGAGGACUACUACGCCCAACGAUGGGGCCUGUUCGUUCACACCCUGGUUGAGUGUCUGGACAGCGGACGACCAUUCAAGCAGGACGCCUUCAACCAGGCGGUCUUCCAGGUGGAAAAGGGAUUCAUUCAUAACGGCCGCAAGUACCCGACCAAGCCUCAGGGAGACACGUAUGAGAUCGCACGCAGGAUCUUCCUCAAGUACUACCCACAGGCCUUGAAGACACUAUAGUGAACGGACACUACAUUCUGGGGAGAAAAAAACUAAACAUGUCUUAAGUCGCAGCAAGAAGAAUGUCCUCCUCCCCCAGACUGUCCCAAAACACUUAGAUGUAGAAAACACCUGAAUUUUAAAGGAACAAUCUGUUUUGCACAUGCAGUAAUCAGUCAUGGCUAGUUGUGCAUGUUGCAGGUUUACAUUUACACUGAUUACAUUUCAUGUAUGAGUCUCUUGGUACUGUUUUUGAUUCCACUGCUCUGAAAACAAAAUGGAAAUGCGCAUAUUCACUUUCCCAGAGCACGACGAAGAGAUGGAGUUGGUGAGCCCGGUUAUUUACACAGAGUAUCUCUAUUGUUGAACCUGGACACCACACACAUUGUCAAUGACAUGCUGUGCUUUCAGGGAGAGAGAAUAGUGCUGGAACUAUUUCUUCCAAAUAACAGUUUAUCCAUCCUUCCGGUACUGCUGCGAUGCGUCUCUAUAGCUUGGGUUGCCAGAUACAGUAAACCCAUGUAUUGGUCUCUGUACAGAAAAACAAACAAGACUUCAGGAAGCUGCUCACAGACGCCGUGUUGUUCACAGAGAAUAGAUUCAGCAUUAAACGCAUCUGAAACAUGCAAAAGCAUAUCCCUUUAAGUCUGAGGUACUGCACACAGACCUUUAAGUGUCCAUCCCCCAGGUGACCUUUAACUUUUUAAUAAGGAGACAUUUUCAUGUCUAUCAGUUUGACGUUUAUUUGAAUAUUGUGCCUUGUUCUGAACAAGCUGACGGUUCGUAGUAUAGUUCCCAAACAAUUUGGGUGCCUUUGACCUAAUUUACAGUGUCGUGCUCCUGUGGUUGGUGAGAUUGGCCCAUUACACGAGGAGCUUCUGUGGAGGGAUUUGUUUAAUGAGUAAUUACUACACAGGGUGGCUCAUGGUUUCUCUUUUUAAAAGAUAUAUUUUUUAUAUGAAAAUGCAUUGAUGUCAAACUGCCACUGCACAGCAAUCACUUUCUAUUUUUACACAUUCAUUUCGUUUUUCUUUCUGAUUCCUGUAGUUUUAAUUAAGGACAAUCUAAUUAUUUUUGUAAGAAUAAUUACUUUAGUAUUUUAACAACGUGAGCACAGCUUACAUUCAUAAUGUACUAACACACAAUUUAAAAUAUUAGUAUUCUUCAUUGUAUAUGUGCUAUUUUUGUAUUUUGAUGAAUUAAACUGUUGUGAUUCUUU